Messenger RNA from Colletotrichum acutatum, 719 nucleotides. RefSeq names its product major facilitator superfamily domain-containing protein. Gene Ontology annotation, cellular component: membrane. The transcript is spliced from 2 exons. Gene Ontology annotation, biological process: transmembrane transport. NCBI's taxonomy places the organism in Eukaryota, Fungi, Ascomycota, Sordariomycetes, Glomerellales, Glomerellaceae. Gene Ontology annotation, molecular function: transmembrane transporter activity. The coding region runs from base 68 to 547 and encodes 159 amino acids. The record is from RefSeq and is a predicted model, not a curated record.
GUUUUUAGUCUUCUGGGGUCUAUUUGUUCCCUACGCCUUUGUUAUCUUACAAGCCAAGGCACAGGGUAUGGACGACGGCCUAGUCAUUUACUUACUUCCCAUCAUGCAUGCCGUAGGCUUAAUCGGGCGCGUCAUCCCAGGCCUCGUAGCCGACAAGAUAGGCCGCUACAACAUCAUGAUCAUCCUCGCCACCCUCACCGGCAUCGCGUGCCUGGCCCUUUGGAUCCCAAUCAAGAGCAAUGCCGGUAUCCUCGUCUUCACAGCGGCCUUUGGUUUCCUCUCGUCGGGGCUGACCUCCAUCGGUCCGACGCUGAUUGCGCAGAUUUCAGACAUUCGAGAGAUUGGCGCAAGAACCGGGACGGCUUUUGCGUUCCAGUCUUUUGGCGCGCUUACGGGGAGUCCUAUUGCGAGUGCGAUUGUUGAUGCACGGGGAGGGGAUUAUUUGGGUUUGCAGUUGUUCUGUGGGUUUUCAAUUCUUGCGUCGGCGGGUGUGUUUGCUUCGGCGCGAUAUGUUCAGACUGGUGGGUUUGAACUGAAGAAGGUUUGAUUGGAGUGAUCACGUAGUCAUUGUUUUGUAUAGGGCAAUUUUAGGUGGACGCCUGAGGUCAUUGAGUCAUAGACCAUGGGAGAGGCAGAUGUAUUGAUAGACCAGGAGCUUUUGCUACCUACUUAUUACACCCAAAGACUCUAAUUAGACCAGUCCAACGCCUGAUAACCGU